Molecule: messenger RNA, 885 nt
Organism: Mucor mucedo
Lineage: Eukaryota; Fungi; Mucoromycota; Mucoromycetes; Mucorales; Mucoraceae
Exons: 2
Coding region: 1-885 (294 amino acids)
Biological process (GO): regulation of transcription by RNA polymerase II
Molecular function (GO): RNA polymerase II cis-regulatory region sequence-specific DNA binding; DNA-binding transcription factor activity, RNA polymerase II-specific; protein dimerization activity
Source: RefSeq, a predicted model, not a curated record
AUGGAAUACGACGCAUCUCAUAAAGCUUCUAGCGUGACUAGUACAACAAGUAAUUCAUCCAUUUGGGACCCUUUGCCUUCACUCUACACUGGACGUGCAGACUCCGUUUCCAGUGCAUACGAUGAGCUUCCUGAGCCUGAGCCAAUAGAAGGUAAGCCAACAAAAAUUGAUUUUUCUCUGGAAUUCCCCUCAUCUCAUGGGAAAAGACGUCUUGAAGAAGAAGAGAAUCGAGAAUUAUUAUCUGAUGAUCAGAAACGAGCCAAUCAUAUUGCAUCUGAGCAAAAACGACGUAAUACCAUCCGUGGUGGAUUUAAAGAAUUGACAGAAAUCAUUCCGACCUUAAAGAAUAUCAAUAAUUCCAAGAGUACCAUUCUAUUCAAGUCAGUUGAUUAUAUUAAACAACUUGACAAACGAAAUAAGUCUCUAAGAGAAAGAUUAUCGCUUUUACAGCAGCAACGAAAGAAGCCAAUCACUCAUAAGAAACAAGUUCAGUUGCUUCAAGAACAGUUACGAGCACAACAAGAAUUAUUAACAAGACAUAAUAUUCAUUCGAUACCUCUUUACACUACCCAUUCUUCUAUUUCGAUUCCUGCCAUGGAUGAUACUCCCGUUACUUCAACAACAAAUUCUCCUACUAUGCCUCAUGCAUCAUUACCAACUGUAAAUAUUCAUCAUCAUCAAUUUCAUCAACAACAACAACAAAAUACAUAUCAAACGUCUGCCGCUCUCGUCAUCCCUGCAGAUGAUUGGUCUCAUUCAAACGCUCCAAGUUUUAAUAUUCCGGCUGAUGAUCAUCAUCAUCACCACCAUUAUCCUCAACACUCUUUUCGUGAAAGAUUAUUAAGUUCUGGUAAAUUAAAUCAUUUAAGAAAAGACGUCUUGUAA